CCAGGCUUUGCAUGGUUUUACAGGUAUAAGGUAGUUUAUCCCAGCCUGUCAUAAUUAUACACUGUGCCAAACCCUAUUACGUCCUAGCCUCAUAUGGCACGUUUAGGUGUAAAGAUUUGUUCACAUCCAAACCUGACUAUCAGAAUAGAUUGUGGCAUCUAGCCCUUUUUUGCCUCAUUGGCCUCUACAUUCAUGACUCUAACCCCAUGCUGAACACUAGGACAGAAACAUGCAUAUAAUAUACAUACAAUUAACUUUUUAUUAGUUUUGUUUGAUGAUACUUGCAAUUCUUUCCUUAGGAUAUACAAAUGUAGGUGCUGCAGUGGUGCCUUGCUUACACUUGCAGUGUAAUAUGAAGGGGUUACUAGCAAAUUCAUCUGUUUUGACUUCUGAAACUCAGGUUUAAGAAAAAUUCAGUUCAGUUAGUUCAUCCUCGUAUAUAGUACAAGGUGCCACAAAUGACGCUGCUACAGACAUCUCAUGCCUAUGGCUGGUACAGAAGUUCAAAAGGAGAUUUUCUUACCCUUCCUGUAACUUGUCACCUGUGUGUUUCAGCCCCCGUUUUCUACCACACCUCCACCCCCAGGGCUAGGACAGUCCCCACCUUUUCCAACUCUGCUGUUAUUUCAGAACCGGCAGAGCGCCUCUACUCGGCCGCUAGGAACAGCGACGACAGCUGCGUGGACAGGUUCAACAACUGCAACCUUGUGGUGCAGGCGCGAAUGUGCCACUAUGGUUACUACAAAAAGGUCUGCUGCGCCUCCUGCUUCCACAACAAAGGCUACAGCUAGUCGACGCUUCAGGCUGCAGAUGACUAGAACAGGCAACAAACAGUCCAGGAACACUACAAAAACACCAGUCUGAACAAGUUAAAACCAGUCUGAACCAGUUAAAACAAGUUUACAUAUACCUGCCAGUCUAAACUGGUCUAGGAAAGCAGCAUACAGCUGGUCUGAUCCAGUCCAAACCGGGUCUCUAUAAGAAACCUGCACUAUCCUAAGAUAUGUAGAUAGCCGUUUUUAUUGUAAAUUUGAACUAUUAUUCAGUCUUUAGAGAGUAAUUAGACAUAGGUGGUUCUAAACCAAAUGUGUCUCAUCUGGUCCGAGCUAAACCAUAUUGUUCAUUCAUAGAAUGGUCGUACAAAAAGAACUUUAGGUCAUAGGAUUUCACUGGAAAACUUUCAGACCAAUGUGGAAAUAGUUUCCUGAUAGAAAGGUCAUAUGGACUUUCCCCAAACAUAGAUUUGUCAAUCAGACGGACAUUUUUAAAAAACUUUUUGUCAAUCAAGACUAUCCAUACAAAAAUUUGACAGCAUUACUGGUCACUGUGUUAAAUAAGCCUAGAGGGUAAAGUUCUUACAAAGUACUUGUAUCAUUAUGUGAAAAAAUUGUCAGAAAUAGAGCAUGGUCGAGCAAUUUGAAGCAAAAAUUCUGCUAUAGAUACAAGCCAAUUCACGUUUUAAACUGCUCAUGCUUAGCAAGAUGCAUUGUGGGUAAUAUGUCAAAGUUCAUGGCCCAUGUUACAUCAUCAAAACAUGUCUGGAAGUUAAUUAGGGGCCUGCACCUUUGACACAUUACCCCCACUGCAUUUCUCUGUGCAUGUAUGUGUUGUUUAACACAUGCACUGGCUUAUUAUAAGAGUCCUGUUAUUACAUGAACUGGCUUAUGGUAUUAUAAGAGUUCUCUUCCCAUUUUCUGCUGUAUAUUUCACCCAGUGUUUGUAUGAUAGGCUAAGUAUGAACUGCUCAUGUUAUGUGCAGUGUUUAUUCCAACUCUAGGAAAAAAACGUAGCGUAAGACGCGGUGAUGUGUUGCUCGGUUUUCCUGUCAGCCAAAUUAACGACGUUUGAUUGGUUCGUCGCCAACCAAUCAGAACCCUGCAUUCCUAUAUCAAGAGCAAGCUGCUUUUUUAAGCUUAAAAGUAAGAGGUAUAUACAUGUACGUAUAUAGAACAAUAUAUUAUGGUACAGAUAGAAAGCAUGUAAAUAUUGUGAUAUGGACGGCAUAUUACCAAAGGGGAAUAGGGGAAUAUUAAUGUUAGAUUUAGCUUUUGACAAGGUGUAUCUUUAAGUUAGCAAUUUUGUAUGAACAGAGUUUCAA
Molecule: messenger RNA, 2098 nt
Organism: Branchiostoma floridae (Florida lancelet)
Lineage: Eukaryota; Metazoa; Chordata; Leptocardii; Amphioxiformes; Branchiostomatidae
Exons: 4
Coding region: 459-791 (110 amino acids)
Source: RefSeq, a predicted model, not a curated record